GAAAGGUUGGUGUCAACGAACAUGAACUAAUCAACAUAAUAAAGAAUUAGUAAAGAAAGAAUGGCGGAAACUCCUCAACAGGCCCCGACAGUAGUUCCAUGGUCAAACGAUAAGGAUGAUUAUGAGCUACUUAAUGUUCUGGGAGCCGGUGCCACUGCAGUUGUACAGGCUGCAAUUUGUCGACCCAGGAAUGAAAAAUGUGCCAUCAAAAGAAUCAACCUUGAAAAGUGUAACACGACAGUAGAAGAAUUGUUGAAGGAAAUUCAAGCUAUGAGCCAAUGCAAACAUGAAAAUGUAGUGGGUUAUUAUACUUCUUUUGUUGUGAAAGAUGAAUUGUGGGUGAUAAUGAAAUUGUGUGGUGGUGGUUCCAUGCUGGACAUCAUUAAGAGCAGAAUGAAGGCAGGGAAUUGUAAGAAUGGUGUUCUUGAUGAAGUUAGUAUUGCUACCAUAUUGAAAGAAGUCUUAAAAGGAUUGGAAUAUUUUCAUAGCAAUGGGCAAAUUCAUAGAGACAUUAAAGCUGGAAACAUUUUGCUAGGACAGGAAGGGGCUGUCUACAUUGCUGAUUUCGGUGUCAGUGCUUGGUUGGCUACAGGAAAAGAUAUCACAAGAGAUGCAGUUCGACACACUUUUGUUGGAACGCCUUGCUGGAUGGCACCAGAAGUCAUGGAACAGGUUUCCGGCUAUGAUUUCAAGGCAGAUAUCUGGAGCUUUGGAAUAACUGCCAUUGAAUUGGCCACAGGUACUGCUCCAUACCACAAAUAUCCUCCUAUGAAAGUUUUGAUGUUGACCUUACAGAAUGACCCACCAACUUUGGAUUCAGGGGCAGACGACAAAGAUCAAUAUAAAUCUUACAGUAAAGCUUUCAGGAAACUUAUUAAUGAAUGUUUGAGAAAGGAUCCUGAAAAGAGACCUACGGCUAAACAAUUAAUAAAGAAUGAAUUCUUCAAGAAAGCUAAAGACAAGAAUUACAUUUUUAAAACCUUGUUGUCGGAAGGAAUGCCACUGAAGUCCCAAAAGGUGAAGAGAGUACCAGGAUCCAGUGGACGUCUGCAUAAAACUAAAGAUGGUGGUUGGGAAUGGUCCGAUGAAGAAUUAGAUGAAAACUCUGAAGAAGGAAAGUUAGCUGUUCUUUCUGAAAGAUCUCCACGUCUGCCUGAAAGUGAAAAUUUCCCACUGGAUGGAGUUGUUUCCCCUGUAAAUCAACCUAAUCCCUCUGAACCUGUGGAGAAAAAACCUGAGAAACCUUCAGAAACGAAAUCUUCAGAAAAGAAACCUGAAGAGCAACCUACAACUACUAAUACUGACUCCAAGAAAGAAGAACCUCCAUCAGAAGAUUCUGCUGCUGAUGCUGAGGCAACGCCUCAAGGAGGAUCAAUAAAUUUAGUUCUGCGUCUACGAAACGAGAAAAAAGAAUUGAAUGAUAUUAAAUUUGAUUUUACCCACGGUCAGGAUACAGCUGACAGUGUAUCAAGGGAACUGGUCGAGGCAGGUUUAGUGGAUGGUAAAGAUUUAAUAGUUGUUGCUGCCAAUCUCCAGAAAAUAUUGGACAGUAAUGGCAGCUGUAAAAACAUGGUAUUUGGUCUGAAUUCAGGUUGUGACAGCAAUGAAGUACCCUGUGAUAAAGCACUGAUUGGCUUUGCACAACUUACUAUUAAUGAAGGAAAACAAGCUAGUUAG
Molecule: messenger RNA, 1677 nt
Organism: Lottia gigantea (owl limpet)
Lineage: Eukaryota; Metazoa; Mollusca; Gastropoda; Lottiidae
Exons: 1
Coding region: 61-1677 (538 amino acids)
Biological process (GO): protein phosphorylation
Molecular function (GO): protein serine/threonine kinase activity; ATP binding
Source: RefSeq, a predicted model, not a curated record